UGCACAUCGGCACCCAAAAACCUAACCUCUCAUUGCCACUGACCCCGCUAGCCGCCUCAUCCUCCCAUCACCAGCCCGCUGCCUCUCCCACGGAUCUGGGCUCCCAGAACCUGCAUCCCGCAUCGUCCUCGCGUGCUGGCCCUCUGAUCUGUGCGCCUGCAUGCGGUCUGAUCCCCAUGGCAGGGCCCCGACCACAAGGAUCCCGAUGGUGGACAACCGCUGUUGCACUUUCCUGGAGAUCCUGAUGACGAUGGUCGCUGCUGCACCUUCCUGGAGAUCCUCCUUUCCAUCAUCCUCCCGCCGCUCGUCAUCUUCGUUUGAUUCGGCUGCUGUAGUUUUUGCCUUUUCCAGUGGUAAUACUUGGCAGAGAAAUCAUGAGCCAAGCGCAAACCUUCUGCAAGACCUGAUAUGGACCUCGGUGGUUUUCUCCAUAUUAGGGAAGCUGUUAGAGUCCUUUCUACUCAUUUUUAUGCUAACAGUGGUGUUAUUGUGAAAAAGAGUCUUGCGUGUAUGUACCAUAUGGUUAGUAACACAUCAAUUUAUUUGGUCCCGUUUGUUUACAAUCUCGCAUAAUUCAACAUCCUUUUGUUUAAAUCAAUAUCCACAUAC
Zea mays is the source of this 609-nucleotide messenger RNA. RefSeq lists its product as uncharacterized. Lineage: Eukaryota; Viridiplantae; Streptophyta; Magnoliopsida; Poales; Poaceae. The transcript has 3 exons. The coding region runs from base 161 to 493 and encodes 110 amino acids. The record is from RefSeq and is a predicted model, not a curated record.